This is a messenger RNA of Rhizophagus irregularis DAOM 181602=DAOM 197198, 426 nucleotides long. NCBI's taxonomy places the organism in Eukaryota, Fungi, Glomeromycota, Glomeromycetes, Glomerales, Glomeraceae. The record is from RefSeq and is a predicted model, not a curated record.
AUGCAUCUCAAUGAACAUUGCUAUUUCUUCAAUAACUUACCAUUUUUUUACAAGUGUGUUUCCCACGAUAGUUUCAUUAAAAAGUUAAACACAAAACAUAUUAUUUAUAUCAUAGAAAUUUGGAUUAAAGAAGCUAGAAGUUUAACAAAUAAAGAUCGUGCAGAAAAAUUAUUAAUUCUUAAUAAUAAUUCGAAUGAUGAAAAUGAUGAAAGGAUUUUAAUUUAUUUAAAAGAACAUAAUAUGAAAAUUAAGAGAUUAAAUUAUUUAGCUUACGUUAAAGGAAAUGGUGUAAAUUUAUCUUGUAUGAAGAAUGAAGCAAAAGAAUUUAGAUCUUAUGGUAUUCAGAUUUUAAAUUAUAAUGAUUCAUCUAUACAAUUUGUAGAUUUUGUAAAAGAAAUGUAUUAGUUUUUUUUUUUAAUUUUAAAU